AUGAGCAAGCUGAACAGUAUAUUGUUAUCACAAGCAGUGGAUGACAUUGUUGGCACGUUCAAGCUGCCGACGGUCAAGUCGUCCCAACAGGAAGAUCUGUGCUUGAUAACGCCAUUCACUGUGAAAUGGCUGAAAAAGGAGUGCCACGAGUACAUGACAGUGGACGGACGAUCUAAAGAUUAUCAGCAAGAAGAAAAAGGUGAUCAAGAAGUUUUCCAAGAAGUACGACACUUUUCUGGCCUCCGACAUGCUGAUCAUGCAGAUCUCACGCUUGUUAGGUCCUGGCUUUACAGGGCUGACAAGUUCCCGACACGCGCGACGUCGAAAGACUUGCUCACGGAGAAGGCGGAUCAAGUGCGCAGUACCGUCAAGUUCCAGAUCAACAAGGUGAUGUGUCUGAACGUCGCCAUUGAUCACGUGGCUCUUUAA
Messenger RNA from Peronospora farinosa, 429 nucleotides. Lineage: Eukaryota; Oomycota; Peronosporomycetes; Peronosporales; Peronosporaceae. The record is from the annotation of a GenBank genome assembly.